Molecule: messenger RNA, 6011 nt
Organism: Hypomesus transpacificus
Lineage: Eukaryota; Metazoa; Chordata; Actinopteri; Osmeriformes; Osmeridae
Gene: gpatch8
Product: G patch domain containing 8
Cellular component (GO): nucleus
Molecular function (GO): nucleic acid binding
Source: RefSeq, a predicted model, not a curated record
AGCUGGUCCAUUCAGAAGAGACGAAAGAAGCUGCUGCGUACAGAAAAUGGCUGAUAGAUUUUCUAGGUUCAACGAGGAGCGUGAUUUCCAGGGGGGGAAUCACUUCGACCAGUAUGAAGAUGGCCAGCUGGAGUUGGAACAGGCGUCCCUGGACAAGCCCAUAGAAUCGGAUAACAUCGGGCACCGGCUGCUCCAGAAACAUGGCUGGAAGUUGGGGCAAGGACUGGGCAAAUCCAUGCAGGGACGCACCGACCCUGUGCCCAUCGUCCUCAAAUACGAUGUCAUGGGGAUGGGACGCAUGGAGAUGGAGCUGGACUAUGCCGAAGACGCUACAGAAAAGAGGAGAGUGCUGGAGGUGGAGAAGGAGGACACAGAAGAACUACGGCAGAAAUACAAGGACCAGGUGGAGAAGGAGAAGGCCAUUGCCAAGGCUCUGGAGGACCUGAGGGCCAACUUCUACUGUGAGCUCUGCGACAAACAGUACCAGAAGCACCAGGAGUUUGACAACCACAUCAACUCGUACGAUCACGCCCAUAAGCAGAGGCUGAAGGAGCUGAAACAGAGGGAGUUUGCGAGGAAUGUCUCCUCCCGUUCAAGGAAAGGUGGGAAGAAGCAGGAGAAGAUGCUGCGCAGGCUGCAUGAGCUGGCAGAGCAGAGGAAACAACAGAACCGAACACCAGGAAGUGGACCCAUGUUCAAACCCACCACGGUGGCAGUAGACGGGGAGAAGGCAGAGGACGGCAGCAUCGUGACCCCCGAGUGCCUCCCCCUGGCAGAGCCCGUCCUGGAGGGCUCCUCCGGGGAGGACCGCAGGGAGGACCGCAGCGAGCAGGCCUCCCCCAAACCAGCCCCCACCAUCAGCUUCUCUCUGGGGAAGAGCAGCUCGUCGCCGACGCCGCCCGGAGCCCCCAAGGUCAGCGUGUCUUUCUCCUUCGCCAAGAAAGCCCCGGUGAAGCUGGAGACGGUCGCCGCAUUGUUCACCGACCCCAGGGAGGAGAUCCUUGAGGGGGAGGAGGGCCAGGAGGAGGGGGAGAAGGCGGGGGGGCAGGACGAGACGUCGGGCUGCAGCACAGAGAGCUCCAAGGGGGGAGGGGGCAGUGUGACAGGGGCUGAGGAGGAGCAGCAGCAACAACUACAGCAACAACAACUACAGCAGCAGCAGCAGCAACAGCAGCAGCAGCAACAACAGCAGCAACAACAGCAGGAGGAGGAUGAUGGCGCUUCCCUGGCCUCCACCCUCAACAAGCUGAAGAUGAUGAUGAAGAAGGAGGAAGGCUACUCGGGGCAGGAGCCAGAGUACUACCACUACAUCCCGCCCGCCCACUGUCGCGUCAAGCCCCACUUCCAGUUCCUGCUGUUCAUGAAGGCCACCGACCAGUGUGAGAUCAAGGUGGAGGAGGAGGAGGAGGAAGGAGGAGAGGUGGAGGAGGAGGAGGAGGGGGAACAGGAGGAGAAAGAGAGGAAGCCCGAGGAGAACCCCGAACAGAAACGGACAAAAGCGAAAGACUGCAAAACUGAGACGGAGCCAGAGACGGCUGAUCCGAUGGAGGUGGCAGACCCUCCUCCCUCACCACCAUCAUCCAAAGACGAGACGAAAGAGUCGUCCCCUAGCUCCGCUGAGCCCCCUGCCCCAGCCGCCACCACCAGCCCCACACCUACUCCCACCCUCACCCCGGCAGCAGUGCCAGACAGCAAGCCAGAGACACCAGAGGCGAACCUGGGUCCUAAAAUCCCUUCAGGUCCUUUCUUUCCGGUCCUGAGCAAAGAUGAGAGCACCACCCUGCAGUGGCCCUCGGAGCUGUUAGAGUUCACCCGCGCCCCGCCCUCUCUCUCCUAUAGCUGCAACCCCCUCUACUUUGACUUCAAACUGUCCCGGAACAAAGGUGUUCGAGCCGGCCAGGCUGCCAAGUCCACCAAGCCCCCAGUAGACGCUUCUGAGAAGGGGCCCAAAGCAGAGGCCCCUGCCCCGACCAGCGAAGGGCCGGUCGCCUCCACCACCGCUGGGCCCAGCACCAACCCGGAGCCGCCCUCCUUAAAGGAGGCGGGGGGGGCCCAGGAGGAGGGGGCCGUUCAGAAGGGACAGUCCGGGGGCAAGGGAGAGAAGAAGAAGAAAAAGAAGAAGAAGAAGCAUAAGAAGUCUGGGAAACACUCCAAGCGCAAAGAGAAGGACAAAGGCGCCGCGGUGGAAGGGGAGGCGCCGGCCGACGCUCCCGGAGAGAAGACCAAGAAGAAGAAGAAACACAAACGAAAGAAGAGCAAGAAUAAAGUUUCGGGCCAGGAGGAGGAAAAGGGGCGGGGGGGGGAGAAGGAGAAGGAGAAGCAGGACGACAAAGGGGCCGCCCCCCCGGCUGCAGCGGUUGGAGCCACAUGGUCAGAGUCUGGGAAGAGGAAGAGACCUGCCAAGGAAGCCCAUCCCAAGCCAGGCCCGGAAGAGGGCGGCUCGGGGAAAGCCUCGGACAGCAAGGCCAACCCCUCGGAGGAGCACAACGGCACCAAGAGGCAGAAGACGGACCCCAGCGCCCCGCCCAGCGCCUCCUGCUCCUCCUCCGCCAGGAAGAGCCCCGGUCCCGGUCGACCCCCCAGCAGCGAGAGCGAGGAGGACGGAGGCUCGGCCUUGAAGCGUUCGCGCCAACGCAGGUCCAGCCCCCGGGAUCAGCAGCAGCAGCAGCGGCGGCACCACAGCCACAGCGAGGACUCUGGACGCUCCCGUAGUCACUCGUCCCGGAGGGGCGACCGGCGGGGCAGCAGCCGGCGGCGCCAGCACCGAGGCCAGGCGUCCCGCAGCCAAUCGUACUCCAGCAGCUCGGAGCGCUCGUCGGGGCGCAGCAGCGCCUACAGCCACCGCAGCCGCAGCUACUCGGACAGCUACAGCGACUUCAGCGACGGGGGUCGGCGCCGGCGACGCCGCCGCCACUCGAAGCGCUCCUCGGACUCGGAGUACGAGCGCCGGGGGGGGCGGCGGCACUCCAGGAGGCGGCACUCGUCCUCCUCGUCGUCGGAGGAGGACGACUCGCGCUCGCGCAGCCGCAGCCACGGCCGGCGGAAGAGGCGCCGCCGCGAGCGCCGCCGGAGCAGCUCCCGCAGCUCCAGCAGCAGGAGCCGCAGCAGCAGCGCCCGCUCCUGGAGGCGCAGCUACAGCCGCAGCCGCAGCUCGGCCAGCCGCUCCUCCAGCUCCAAGGGCUCCCCUCAGCGCCGCGGGGCCGCCCGCCGCGCCGACAGCGACACCCGCCGGCGGGACUUUAACCGCUCGCGCAUCUACCGCUCGCAGUCGCCCCGCUCGGCCGCGUCGCGAGCCCCCAACCGCAACAGCGUCUCCUCCAGCUCCCAGAGCCAGAGGGCCGGGGGUUCCCGUGGAGACGGAGGGGGGGAACACAGGAACUCCUUAAUUGCCCGCCAGCUGUUGGACAAGGUCCAGUCCAGGAAAGGCUCCGAUGAUGCUCCCUCUGGAAAGUCCGGCAAGGUCAAAGACCCCCCACAGGGCUACUUUGGGCCCAAACUACCCCCAUUGCUGGGCAACAAGAGCAUGCUGCCUUUGUUUGGGAAGCUCCAGGCAGGGAAGAGGCCUGCUAUCAUCCCCCUGACCAGACCAGACGACGGUGAGAAGUCAGGGGCAGGGAAAGGUUCUGAGGCUGGAGGAGAGGUGAUCCUGGUGGAGCCCAUUAGGGAGUUUCCUCCUCCGCCACCCCCACCCCCUCCACCAGUUCAGAAGGUCGAGGAGACCAUCCAGAAAACCAUAGCCCAGGAAGAGAUUCCCCACCCCACUCCCGAAUCCCAGUUACUUCAUGAGGCCAGGCCUCUGUUUGAGCAGGAGCCCUCCAUGAUGAUGGCUCCGUACCAGGGCGAGCCGGGACAAGACCCCUCCCAGAACCCCAUGAUGGACUCCCUCAUGGCUGACAUGCAGCAGCCUCCCAUGCACGCCUACCCCGGCUACCCCCCACCCAGCCUGGAGGACGAGGACAUGGGCAUGGAGGCUGAGGAGGACAGCCUGGCUCCCCUGGAGAGCCAGCCCAUCACCUUCACCCCGGAGGAGAUGGAGAAGUACGGCAAGCUGCAGCAGGCUGCCCAGCAGCACAUCCAGCAGCAGCUCCUAGCCAAGCAGGUCAAGAACUUCCCCGCGGCCGCAGCAGCGGCCGCAGCCGCCGCCGCAGCCGCCAACAUGGCCCCGGCGCCGCCUCCCCCGACCCUGCAGCAGAUCCACAUCCAGCAGCCCUCCGUGUCCGCGGCCUCGGCCACCUCCAUCACCACAGUACAGCACGCCAUCCUGCAGCACCACGCUGCCACUGCGGCGGCCAUGGGCAUCCACCCGCACCCCUCGCACCACCCUCACCACCCCCAGCUGGCCCAGGUUCACCACAUCCCCCAGCACCACCUCACCCCCAUCUCCCUGUCUCACCUGGGCCACUCGCUCGGACACUCGCUACAACACUCGCUCGGACACUCGCUACAGCACGCCGGCCUCAUCCCUGCCCACCACACGGCCUUCCUCUCCGGCCAGCCCAUACACAUCAUCCCUGCCUCAGCCCUCCACCACACCCCGUUAGCCCUCCACCACGUCCCACACGGCCUCUACCCCACCCUGUUCGCCCCCCGGCACAGCAACGCUGCUGCCGCCGCCGCUCUCCAGCUCCACCCCCUCCUCCACCCCAUCUUCUCAGGGCAAGACCUCCAGCACCCCCCCAACCAUGGCACCUGAGGAGAAGCUCUGUGAUGUGGGGGGGGGAGCACAGUGUGUCCACAUCAGCCUGCCAAGAGGGCGGGGGUUGGACCAAAACGGACCUGGAAUGAAGGUCUGAACUGGGCGGAGGAAGCAGUGAGGAUAAGGGAAAAGGAGUUCCACCAUUGUGCAGACUGUGGUGAGGAGAGAGUUAGCCAAACAUCUAAUUGGCCCUGGCACACUACCGGCACCUAUGAGGGCUUGUCUGUGCAGAUGUUUAUCACACUGAUUUCUUUAGGCUGUGAAGUUAAGGGACUUUUUCUAUGGAGCCCAUGGCUGACCUUGUGCCCUGGGGUUUUUGGACAGGGUGGAGGUAGAGUGGGGCGGGGGGGGGGGGGGGGCUCAAAUCCUGGCUGUGUAUGCAAACUAGGCUACAUCUGUUUGCUUUGAGUGAGAAGCCAGGAAAAGAAACCACUUGAGUAUUUUUGUUUUUCUCUCAGUUUGUCCUGAAUAUGAUUGUUGCUGUCCAUGUUCUUCUUAGAUUUCACACAGCCAAAGAGACUUUGGUGGCUGAAGCCAUAAGUAGACUGGUAAAAGAAGAAGAAGGGUGGAUUAGGAGGGGCCCUCCUAUACUGGGGGAGUGGCCUGACUUUGUUAUGGAACCCUGUAGAUCCAUCACCUGAAUUCUAUUGUCAUUUGUUUCCAGUUUAGUUUUCACAUGACUACUUGCUCUCUGUAGGAACCUAAUACCGCAUAUUGUACAUAGAUCAGUGAGUAACGUGAAGUUUCCCAUUAAUAUGAUGUCCAUAUGAGGGGUGGUCUUUAUUCCUUACUCAUGAAUUCUAAUUCACAUUGGAAGUGGAGGAAGCCUUGGGGUCAAGUGCCCAGUGGUAGUGAUCUAUCUAAAUGACUUGCACUGAAAUCUGUACAUCAAGAUGCUGCUUUCGCAUCAUGUAACAAUUGUAUGAUUGUAGUAUACCGCAAUAAUUGUUUUUUUUGGGGGGGGGGGGUUUGUUUUUAAAUUAUUUCCAAAACUCUCCUCAAAAGGAGAUUUUCCCCCUUGUGUACUUUUUGCUUACUGUAAAUAAUAAAAUUGCCGUAGUUAAAACCAAUAACAUUCUAAAGUCUGUAGCUUUUGUUUGUAGCUACUGUUUCAAAAACAAACAUGCAGAUAGACCAUGUAAAAACGUUGAACAAAGGCGGACAAGCGCAUGUGUUUUAUCAAGGCUAUUUCUGAACUUCUGUAUAGGAAGGGCUGGGUUCUGGGGAGCAGGGUGAAGUGGUGGCCUGUACAAUGGCAGCAAUGUUAUGUCUUUUUUAACCUUAUUAUGCAUCUGCAAAUAAAGUUUUGAGUUCA